UUAUUUUUAAAAAGUGCACAUUUUGGGCAUUUUUUUUGAAACGUCUCUCUCUCUCUCUUCCCUGCCGCGUCGAACACUUACUUCUCCGGCAAUCGCCGCCGACCACUAUUUUCCACUGGAACCGGCUAUAGCAACUGAUUUUUGCUACUACUGAAUGAUUGAACCCAUGCCAGCUAUGAAGAAGAGUGCUGUCCAUGGUGGGAUUGGGCAUGUAUUCAACAAAUUGACAAGCGAGAUUGGAGAUCCUGUUGACUUUGAACUUCCAGAUUGGUUGAAUAAAUGGCAACCCACACCCUUUACCUAUAUAAAGCGUAAUAUAUACCUCACCAAGAAGGUUAAGCGGCGGCUGGAAGAUGAUGGCAUAUUUUGUUCCUGCAGUUCAACAGCAGGAUCUUCGGACGUGUGCGGCAGGGAUUGUCUGUGUAGCAUUUUAUGGUCUAGCUGCUCCUCAGGGUGUAAAUGUGGGAGUGCUUGUCUGAACAAACCAUUCCAUCAACGUCCUGUGAAGAAGAUGAAAAUAGUUAUGACUGAGAAAUGUGGCAGUGGGAUUGAGGCAGGUGAAGAUAUCAAGAGAAAAGAUUUUGUUAUAGAAUAUGUUGGAGAAGUUAUUGAUGACAAAACAUGUGAAGAGAGACUUUGGAAAAUGAAGCAUAGUGGGGAAACAAACUUUUACUUGUGUGAGAUCAAUCGGGAUAUGGUGAUUGAUGCCACUUACAAGGGCAACAAAUCCAGAUACAUUAAUCAUAGCUGUUGUCCAAAUACUGAGAUGCAGAAAUGGUUGAUGGAUGGUGAGACAAGAAUUGGCAUAUUUGCGACACGUGACAUUAAAAAGGGCGAGCAUCUGACCUACGAUUAUCAGUUCGUUCAAUUUGGUGCAGAUCAAGAUUGCCACUGUGGUGCUGUAAAAUGUAGGCGAAAGCUGGGAAUUAAACCUAAAAAACGAAAACUUUCCUCUUCAGAUGCUGCAUUAAAGUUAGUGGCAUGUCAAGUUGCUGCGUCCUCUCCCAAAGUGAAAGCAUUGCUAUCUCUAAAACAUGGUUGUCAAACUGGAGUUCCUCCAAAGGUAGGUUAA
Messenger RNA from Nicotiana tabacum (common tobacco), 1072 nucleotides. The record is from RefSeq and is a predicted model, not a curated record. Lineage: Eukaryota; Viridiplantae; Streptophyta; Magnoliopsida; Solanales; Solanaceae.